CGCGGAUGUUCAUCUGUGACAUAUAGUUCUAUGACGUUUUGACCUUGCGGGGGGGGGUAUCAAAGCUUCUUCAGUGCACUGUAUAUAUAGCUAUAUAGGCAAGAUGCACUCGGAGUUGUACGAGGUAACUGCCACUGCUGCAGGCUUUACCCUGGUGGUCUGGGUCCUGUCCUGUUCACUCUUCAGGUAUUGGCUACGGGACUUUUCAGGAGAAACUGGCACAAGAAAACAAUGCCCAUCGAAUAUAAAGAGAAUAGUCCAGGAGGAAAACUACGAGAGUGGACGUUCACAACCCACGCCCUCUCUCUCCUCUGCAGACGACCUACUAUUCAGAAAAAAGAGGCGAAUCCGUAGAAGGAAACGGAAACGAAAUUUGAAUGCAUCUGUUGCAGUUGAAAACAAUGUGCCGGUCACUCCUCAAGACUUCCGACCUAGAGCAAGCAGUGACAACCAACUCUCCACCAGCAGAAGAAGAAGCUACUGCUGCCAGGAGCUGGACUUGGAGUCCCAGAAGGAUCAGCCACACGUAAAGGCAAUCCUUCAGGACCACGACUGGAACACCAUUGCUACUGCUCUUGUUUAUCUACACAAGCACAAUGCCCUCGAAAGGAUUGCAAAGAUCGUCUUGAAAGCGAUACAGCACAUGCAGGAUCUGGCGGCUGUUCCUGGACGAGGGUACACAAACUACAUGGGAUACAGUCUUCCCAACGAUUACAGCGAGACUGAGCUCAGGGACAUUGUCUUAGAUCGCCAUGGAGACAUGACGAUUGGCGAAUUCAAGUGGGUCCACCGAGAGUUUGUUAAGAGUCAUGGAUAUCCACCUACGCCCUAUGGAUUCUCUAAACUCUAUGAAAAAAGCAUCGAGACUUCAAAACUCCGUAAACGUUUUGACAAAUUACGGGAAAAAAAUGAUGAAACUGAAAAGCGCCUUGAAAUCGAACAACAGAAGUUGAAGGAGGUGCAAAAAGAGAACAACCUACUCAAGUCACGAGUUAUUCAUCUGGAGUGCUCGGUGGCCCGGGCUCUGUGUAAGAUCUGUCUGGUCAACGAGGUGGCGGUGCUGUACCAGCCAUGCGAUCACGCCGUGGUCUGCAGGUCCUGCCACGAACGAAGCAUGGCAGGGAAGUCCAAGCGAGCACGCACGUGCAAUAUAUGUAACUGUCAUAUCAAAACAACAAAAAGCCUUAUCCUGGCCUAAAUACGGGUAUCUCUACCUCACCGUUACUUUCACAUAGAUUUAGGAUAUAAAUAUUUAUUUUACAAAGAUAGUUUGUGCUACAUUCUAUGCAAAAACGUUUGUGUUUUUGUGGUUUUUUAAAAAUAGAAAUAAGGUAAUAUUUUUAGCAUGCAUGGCGUUUCGUAUUGCAGAAACGCGCUAUUAUUAGAAGACUAAUAGCGCCCAGCGUUGUAGAUCUGUUGUAGAUCUGUCAAUGGUUUUUUAAAACAAAUUUUGAUUUUAAAAAACUUGAGUUAAAUUAUCUCACGUUUGAAAAUUGGAUGGGGAAUAUAUUUAAAGCAUUCAAUGUCAUGUUUCGUGGAAUGUGCAUGUACAUGCACAGACAAACUCGGUGAUCAAAAGUUUGGGGGUUGGGGUUGGGGGGGGGGGGGAUCAAAACAACAAAAAAGAUGAAAAUAACUGGGAGUUGCUUUGUAAAGAUUUUAUAGGUUGUAAAAAACAGUUUUGAAAAAAAUAAACAGUUCUACAUACUAGUAUACAGAUCGUAGUAGAUAUUUUGAAAUUGUAGAUUUUAUUAGUUACAAACAAGUUUCCCACCAAAAGUGUUCUGUAUUACAGAUAUUGUACGGUAGACUUAAAAGGAAAACACACUAUGCCACGUGACAUUUGUCAUUUAAAAGCGCUCAAAGAUUCUUAC
Messenger RNA from Magallana angulata, 1874 nucleotides. RefSeq lists its product as uncharacterized. The record is from RefSeq and is a predicted model, not a curated record. The transcript is spliced from 6 exons. Bases 104 to 1198 code for a protein of 364 amino acids. NCBI's taxonomy places the organism in Eukaryota, Metazoa, Mollusca, Bivalvia, Ostreida, Ostreidae.